Messenger RNA from Paramormyrops kingsleyae, 3499 nucleotides. It is a transcript of the gene bmp16, whose product is annotated as bone morphogenetic protein 16. Gene Ontology annotation, molecular function: cytokine activity; growth factor activity. NCBI's taxonomy places the organism in Eukaryota, Metazoa, Chordata, Actinopteri, Osteoglossiformes, Mormyridae. Gene Ontology annotation, cellular component: extracellular region. The record is from RefSeq and is a predicted model, not a curated record.
AGCUGGGUGGCCUGGAGCUGGGACACUGCGACAGGGAUGAGAGGAAGGGUGUCUUCAUCCUCACUGGGCUUUCAGCAGGACGGCGAAAAGCAGGAAGAAAGAAAGAGAGGGAGAGAGCGACUGAGCGGGAGAGAGUGUGGCUGUUUUCUGCAACACCUACAAGGGGCAGGAGAGAGAGGAGGGUGUCUGUAGGAGUGUGGUCUGUAGGAGCGUGGUCUGUAACGCUGGAGUGCAAGGACAAGCCAUGGACUCUACGAGCUUCCUACUGUUCCUGGAUAUCCACAAUGUCCCCUGCUAACCUUGUGGUACUGAUGGUCCUGCUGCUACCUCAGGUCCUGUCGGGUCAUCAGGGAGGCGCCAUCAGCCCUGGCGGCGACCCACUGCCUCCGCGAGAGGCCAGUCUGGCCCAAUCCAUUCAGAACCUCUUGCUGACUCGACUGGGGCUGCGGUCCCGCCCGACUCCCCGGCCUGGAGCACCCGUUCCCCGGUACCUGCUGGAUCUGUACCGCUUCCACAAGCAGCAGUACCACUUGGUGGAGGACCCUCACUUUAGCUUCCCCGUGCAGCACGUGCAGGGGGCUAACACAGUGCGAAGCUUCCACCACAUGGAGUCCAGCGAUGCCUUGCCUCUCACUCUGAAUGUGACACAGGCGUCAGACGUCAUCCGGAUAAGGUUCAACAUCUCCUCCAUCCCGGUGGAUGAGCGUGUCACCUCUGCGGAACUCCGACUUUUGCACGGGGUGGGUAAGAGGAGUGCUGGUAACCACAGGGUCAGCCUGUUCCUCUCUGGGGACCACUCAGAUUUGGGAACCACGCUGCUGGAAUCACGGUGCCUCAUCCAGAGCGGCAACAGCGAGAGCAGUUCCUGGGAGAGCUUCACCCUCAACUCAGACCUGAUUGAGAGCGCCUCUGACCGGACGGGACUGCUGGAGUUCGUCAUAGAGGUGACGCCCUUAAACGGGUCUCUAACAUCCGGACAAGAGCUCAGGCGUGAGCGACUUAGGGUGCGUAGGGCGGCCGGACAGAACGAGCCCAGCUGGGCACAGGAGAGACCCCUAUUGGUGACCUACAGUCAUGACGGGCGCGGCCAGACCCUGGCUCGCUCUGCGGGCCGCCAAGAGGGGGGAAAGAAGCUAAAGAGGAGGCACAGGAAGGGACGGGAUGGGAAUGGGGACUGGGGGAGAGGCAGGCGACAGGGCCGGAGGGAGCAGAGGGUGAAGCGAAAUGGCGGAAAGGGGGCGAGGCUGCAGCAGCUUUCCCGGAACCUCUGCCGGCGUUACCCGCUCUACGUAGACUUCAGUGAUGUGGGCUGGAACAAGUGGAUCGUGGCGCCCAGUGGCUACCAUGCCUACUUCUGCCUGGGCGAGUGUCGCUUCCCCCUGGCCGACCACAUGAACUCGUCCAGCCACGCCAUGGUGCAGACGCUGGUGAACUCGGUGAACAGGGACGUGCCGCGGCCGUGCUGCGUGCCCACGUCCCUCAGCCCCAUCGCCAUGCUCUACCUGGACCAGCAGGACCAUGUGGUGCUCAAGAACUACGAAGAGAUGGUGGUGGAAGGCUGCGGCUGCCGGUAGCGUUGACGAGGGUGGAGGGGAACGGUGGGAGAAUUCCAGGAUGAUUGUGGGAGGCGUGGCGUGGCGGGGGGUGGGGGGGACGUAGCUAAAAAUUCUGGGAACCCCGACAAAAUGUCACCUUGGGCUUCCCCCAUUAUAUAAUUCUAUAAUUUUACGCAUUCAAGGGCCCUUGUGAAGUGCUAGACCCUCUGGUUCGCUCGGGGUAUCCGUGCCCCUACUGCACCCCUCAUGCUAACCUUAUUACUGUUCUUAUCGGACUAUUUAUUCUAUUGAAAACAGACAUUUCGGUAAAAGCUAUCCUCAAUGUUACACAUUGCUCAAGAAAAAAAACUGGUGAAAUAAUAUACCGAAUGGACCUUCUCUCCCAGCAGAGUACAGUGCUAUGUAAAAAUGGAAGGCGAUUCUUCAUUAUCUGGCCCCCGAACUAACGGAUAGUAACCAUUCAGUUGUUUGUAUGUGUCUGUCUGUUAUUUUCCAGUUAUUGUACUUUGAUGUUUUCUUUUGAUGUAGAAUACUGUCACAUGUGGAAUUUCCUUACUCUAAUCUGAUUGUGACCCAGGAAUCCCCACUGUUAAUGGAUGUUUCCAACUCCCUGUUAACCCAGUGAGAAUCUUUGGGUGUGUCUGAAAUCACAUACUUACACAGUACAUACUGAAUUUCAUUAGAAGCCUACUCCUCAACUGUAGUGUGCACUGUAUGUAUGCAUAAGAACAGUAUGCAUGCACUCCGGCACACUGCAGUCAUCAUCUUGUGUAUCACCUGACCUGGAUGUUUACCAAUGGGGUAGCUGUACCCCCAUGAAAGUUAAAAACUCUCAACAAAAAAUACAUGUUUGAAUCAGCUUAUAUAACUACUUUUCUACUUAAAUUUGUACAGAGGCUGCACUUCCUCCACCACCUUGACACAAAUUUCCGAGGCAGUGACGUCCUUCGUCUCUGGUUGCGUCUCCAGUGGCCUUGUGUAGCAUCCAUCAGUUGCACCUUCAGAAUUUUGCAGAUUUAUAUGUCAUUUGGGUACCGUUUGCAUACUGUCUCAUCCAUACUGCUCACUUUGCAUACUAUAUUUAAACAAGUAAACAAGUAUGUGAUUUUGAAUACACCCUCUUGUGUUGCACAAGCUGAAACCACUCGUUUGCUCAUUUUUAUGCCACUGCCAUUACUAUAGACUGUGAUGGAGACCAAGCACAUUCACAGAUGAAAAAUGAACCUCACAAAUUGUAUAUAGUUCACAGGAUAUUUAAAACAGUAAUAAUAUUAAGUAUCAUAUUGUUUGAAUGUCUUAUUAUUUAAAGAGAAAUUUAUAUUCUUUUCUUAAAACUGAACAAAAUUCCUUAAUAAUACUCCUUCUAACUUAAAAUAACACAUUUAUGUAUUUACAUAGCAGUCACUUAUGGAAUAUUUAAUGCUGAAGCAUAUUGUAUGUUUCUCCUCUUCAUAUAGCUCAAAAACCAAAAUGACGAACCAUUCACUGAUGGUGGCUUUUGUCUGCGUUUUGUGUAGCUGGGUGUGUGCAUGUGUGUGCGUGUGUCUGUAAUGUGUAAUUUUAUAUGUACAGAUAGUGCAGGUGAAGUCACUAUGAACAGCACACGUCUCAGGAAUUUCCGUGUCCAUUCUCACAUGUCAUCUUGCAGGUCCUGUGACGGAUACGUUUGUGAAUGUCGAGACGUGGUUUUUGCAGGACUGCCCAGAGUCCUACUGUCUUACUUGCAAGGAAAAAGCCGCUCAGUGUCUCCGUGACAUGAUAUUUGCAAGACAUUCCCAGAGAAAUUUGCUAGCUUUCAGUUAACUGUUCGUUGGACAUGCCAUGUCUAAGAAAACAGCGUCUGUUAACAGUAGUACAAUGUGUGACAUUGCCAGAGGAUGGCCUGAUGUAUGUAUUAAAAAGGAAAUAUCUAAUCAUUUAUGAAAUAUAAUCUUUUCCCUUUU